AUUUUAAUAAUUAACAAUGGUGCGUAAAAAGAUAGAUAACCGCAUUCGCGUUUUAAUAGAAAAUGGUGUUAAUACGGGACACAGAACAAUGUUUAUUAUUAUCGGCGAAAAAGCAAGGGAUCAGAUUGUUUUACUCCAUCACAUGUUAUCAAAAACUGUUGUAAAAAGUAGACCUUCUGUUCUCUGGUGUUAUAAAAAAGAUUUAGGAUUUAGCAGUCAUAGAAAGAAACGAAUGAAAUCCAUACAAAAAAAAGUGAAAUCAGGAAAAUUGGAUGUUAACGAAGAUGAUCCAUUUGAAUUAUUUGUUGUUUCUACUAAUAUAAGAUAUUGUUACUAUCAUGAGACACAUAAAAUAUUGGGAAAUACAUAUGGAAUGUGUGUCUUACAAGACUUUGAAGCAAUUACACCAAAUUUAUUAGCACGUACCAUUGAAACUAUUGAAGGAGGAGGCCUUAUUGUAUUUCUUUUACAAUCUGUAAAUUCUUUAAAACAAUUGUACACAAUGAACAUGGAUGUUCAUCAAAGAUUUCGUACAGAAGCACACCAAAAUGUUGUUGGUAGGUUCAAUGAAAGAUUUUUAUUGUCCUUAGCUUCAUGUAAAAGAUGUUUGGUUGUUGAUGAUCAAUUAAAUGUACUACCUUUAUCAUCACAUAAUUUAAAAAUUGAGCCUAUACAAAAAUUAACUGUUUCUGAAGAACAAACAGAAUUAGACAUCUUAAAAGACAGUUUAAAAGAUACUCAACCUAUUUCUGCUCUUGUCAACUGCUGUAGAACUAUUGACCAGGCUAAAGCACUUUUAAAAUUCAUUGAAUGCAUCUCUGAAAAGACAUUAAGAUCUACUGUAUCUUUAACUGCAGCCAGAGGACGUGGAAAAUCUGCAGCUUUAGGUUUAGCUAUUGCUGGAGCUGUAACAUUUGGUUAUUCAAACAUUUUUAUUUCCAGUCCAAGUCCAGAAAAUUUAAAUACUUUAUUUGAAUUCAUCUUUAAAGGAUUUGAUGCAUUAGGAUAUCAAGAACAUCUUGAUUAUGGACUUGUACAGUCUACAAAUCCUGAAUUUAAUAAAGCUACUGUACGUGUGAACGUUUUUCGGGAUCACAGACAGACAAUACAGUACAUUCAUCCCACUGAUGCACAUAAAUUAAAUCAAGCAGAAUUACUUGUAAUUGACGAAGCUGCUGCUAUACCACUUCCUUAUGUGAAAGCUAUGCUUGGCCCUUAUUUAAUAUUUCUUUCAUCAACUAUUAAUGGUUAUGAAGGAACAGGAAGAUCUUUAUCAUUGAAACUAUUACAACAAUUACGAAGUCAAACUGCUACUUCAAACAGUCACGAAAAAAGUGACAAACAACAGAAUGAAAAAACAGUUAUUGGGAGACAGUUACAUGAACUUACUCUAGAAGAAUCUAUUCGUUAUAAACCAGGGGAUUCUGUUGAACAAUGGUUAUGCGAUUUAUUAUGUUUAAAUGCUACACAUGCACCUAUAGUAUCUGGAUGUCCGCCUCCUGAUAUGUGCCAAUUAUAUUACAUAAAUAGAGACACAUUAUUUUCUUAUCAUAAAGCAUCUGAAUUAUUUUUACAAAGAUUAGUAGCUCUUUAUGUUGCUUCACAUUACAAAAAUAGUCCAAAUGAUUUACAAAUGAUGUCUGAUGCCCCAGCACAUCACCUUUUUUGCCUUUUGGGACCUAUAGAUUCAAAUAAAAAAUCGUUACCUGAAAUACUAGCUGUUAUUCAAGUUUGCUUAGAAGGUGAAUUGAGUAAAAGUUCUGUGAAUAGUGGUCUUGUCCGAGGACAGAAAGCAGCAGGUGAUCUUAUACCAUGGACUAUAGCACAACAAUAUCAAGAUCAUGAUUUUCCAACGUUAACUGGUGCACGUAUUGUUCGCAUUGCAACACAUCCUGAUUAUCACGGGAUGGGAUACGGCAGUCGGGCACUAGCAUUGUUAAAACAAUACUAUGAAAUGAAAAUACUUAACAUUAGCGAAGCGCCUGCAGAAACACCCACCACUGAAAUAGCUAAAGUUGAAGAUGACAACGUAACUUUGUUAGAAGAGCAAAUUGAACCUCGAUCUUCUCUACCACCGCUACUUCUGAAACUAAGUGAAAGACGUCCGGAAAGUUUGGAUUAUAUUGGCGUAUCUUUUGGAGUUACCGAACAACUUCUGAAAUUUUGGAAACGAGCUAAUUUUGUACCUGUAUAUUUAAGACAAACAUCAAAUGAUAUAACGGGCGAACAUUCAUGUAUAAUGUUGUAUAAGACAAAUUUUGAACAAGAUGAUAGUAAGUGGUUGCAAGCGUAUUGGAAUGAUUUUCGACGACGAUUUAUAAAUUUGCUUUCUUACUCGUUUAGUACAUAUUCAGCUUCAUUGGCUUUAAGUAUUUUAAUCAAUAAAUCGGUCACACCAGAGAUUACAACAAUGACGAAAGACGUUUUAGACAUAUAUUUUUCAUCAUAUGAUCUAAAACGCUUAGCUAUGUAUAGUAAUAACAUGGCAGACUACCAUUUAAUAAUGGAUUUAUUACCAUCAUUGGCACGUUUAUAUUUUCUAAAUAUGAUGAAUGACGCCCAUUUAUCACCUGUGCAAUCGGCAAUCUUAUUAGGAUUAGGUUUACAACACAAAACUGUUGAUAAAUUAGCAGAAGAGUUAGGUCUACCGCCGUCACAAUUACUCGCAUUGUUUAAUCGUAUUAUAAGAAAAUUUGUGCAGUAUCUUAAUGGAAUAACAGAAAACUUUAUUGAAAGUACUAUGAUGAAGAUACAAGGGACCAAUGAAAAUAUAAAACUUGACCCUGUCCAUGGAGAAAGUUUACACGAAGAGUUAGAAACUGCAGCAAAGGAAUUGAAAGCUAAACAACAGGCUGAGUUAGCAAAAUUGAAGAAAGAAAAUUUAGAACAAUUUGCUAUCAAGGGUUCAGAGGAUGAAUGGAAUAAUGUACUUUCUGGAAAGAAAGCUAAGAACCUCAUAUCUAUAAAAAGUGGCGAGAAAAGAUUAUUAGAAGAUAACAACGCUUUGGAACAUCCAAAGAAGCAAUUCAAAAAGAAGAAAAAACCUUCUUUUAAAACUUAAUCACUGUAAAACGUUUUUAAGCACAAAUAAGAAAAUAAAUAAGAAAUAAGAAUUA
This is a messenger RNA of Megachile rotundata (alfalfa leafcutting bee), 3116 nucleotides long. RefSeq names its product RNA cytidine acetyltransferase l(1)G0020. The record is from RefSeq and is a predicted model, not a curated record. Gene Ontology annotation, biological process: rRNA acetylation involved in maturation of SSU-rRNA. Gene Ontology annotation, molecular function: 18S rRNA cytidine N-acetyltransferase activity; ATP binding; tRNA binding. NCBI's taxonomy places the organism in Eukaryota, Metazoa, Arthropoda, Insecta, Hymenoptera, Megachilidae. Gene Ontology annotation, cellular component: nucleolus; 90S preribosome.